This is a messenger RNA of Spea bombifrons (plains spadefoot toad), 1231 nucleotides long. RefSeq names its product ribonuclease P/MRP subunit p21 (gene RPP21). NCBI's taxonomy places the organism in Eukaryota, Metazoa, Chordata, Amphibia, Anura, Pelobatidae. The record is from RefSeq and is a predicted model, not a curated record. Bases 513 to 959 code for a protein of 148 amino acids. Gene Ontology annotation, biological process: tRNA 5'-leader removal. The transcript is spliced from 6 exons. Gene Ontology annotation, cellular component: nucleolar ribonuclease P complex.
CUCCUUGUCCCUGUGCCGCCUCUGGUAAUACAGGAUGCCUGACCUCACCACGUAGCAGGCAGCCGCCUUGCGGAUCUUGCGCUUGGCAUUGCCCUCCGUGCCCGGUGCGUAGGGCUCCCGCUCGUUAGUGAGAUAGCGAAGGAUCGCCAGGUAACUCUCUUCACUCGACAUGUUUGUAGGGCAGGCUGAGGAGAAUAAUGGUCCGUUGGCGGCAACCGCCGCCUUAUACCCCUCCUCGGACCCACCCGGCUAACUCACCGGGCGCUCCAACGAACCACACUGGUUGCUUCACCGUUAACCCGCAACAGGGGGUGACAGUUACACGGGGAACUGCAGAUAUCGGAACGCCCGAUGAAGAGUCUCGCGGAAAGAUAAAAUGGCUGCUGCACCAGCGGAAGUGACGUCACUAGCAGGGGGCCGAACCUGGUACGCAGUGUGUUUGAACUCGAGGCGGUGAGACGCUGCGUGAUUUUUCCCCGCGGGAGCGUGAUUGAUACCGAUAAAAAAAAAAAAUGUCAACUCAAAUUAAAGAUAAAGAAGCAUUUGAAAGACUCAACUUUCUAUACCAGGCUGCACACUGUGUCCUGGCACAAAACCCUGAGAACGUGGAGCUGGCUCGAUUUUAUUGCCAAACACAAAGAGUGAUCAGCAAGAGACUGGUGUUGAGGCAGGACCCAUCGGUGAAAAGAACAAUUUGUAAAAGAUGCAGCUCCCUUCUAAUUCCUGGUGUCACAUCUACAGUGAGGCAAAAAAAAUGUCGUGGACAGAGGAAGACGGUUAUCAGGUGUCUGAGUUGUGGUCUCACUAAACGAUUUCUCAGUAACCCAGAUUACAAACUGUGGUGUGAACAACCUGAAGCUCUCUUAGAAAAUCAGCCCAAACCAGGUGUGAAUAGUGGAUCUCAGAAAGACCCAAACAAGACAGAAUCUUCACUGAAGACUGAUGAAAAGAAAACUUAGGAUGCACUUUCUACUUAAAUAUGUUUUCACAGUUAUUUUGAUGUGUAAGUUUAACAUUUUGAAAAUACACAAAGUAUUUUUUAAAAACCCCAAACUCAUUAAAAACUGUAAUUGAUUCCUCCUACCAAAUAAAGUAUCUGUUUUUGUGCAUUUCUUUACUACAGAUUUACAACACAUCACCGAUUAAUUGCUUGGCUCAUAUGGAUUCUUUAGUCACCUUGCUUGGGCUUUGACUUUCAUAAUGUAUAAUAAAGUUGAAUUUUUUUAACCUC